ACACACACACACACACACACACACACACACACACAAAUUGUGGGUGAUCCUAAGAGCUAGGAGCACUAUUGAAAGUACGAAUAAACCAACAACGUAAGGAAUGUUCUUGUCAGCAAGCUUAAUCAAAGGAUGCACCAACUGGAUACAGGUCAAGGCUCAGCUAGGAAAAUAUCCCAAGAUGCAUUAUGUGCUACAAUUGUGGAAAUACAUCCGGCAGUACACAGCCAUUCCAAUUUACAAAGAGACUUGCAUUCUUAGAGCGUUGUCGAGUAUGUUCUUAUGAAACUGUACUUGCCGAGUUCAUGAGACCCUCUGCAUUCUUCCCAUUGGGAAAUGGCCCAUCUACCUAUUAACCAAUCUGUAUAUCUCUUGAUCUCCUGUCUGUCUGUUCACCUCUCAUGCUAAAAUACACACUUAUUACUGGUUAUCCGUGAGUUUUUACCCCUAUUUCCUUCUUUCAAUUGCUAUUCCCAAGUUGUCCAAAUCCCAUUUCCCAGAGGUCUGGAACACCGCACUAGCUCACAGACGGCUCUUGAGGACGUCACGUGAGAUUCGCCGAAGCGGAUUUCGGUCAUUCGGAGCGCACGCGCUUUGAGUGGAGUGUCCAGCAGGGGACAGUAAACGUUGUCAGGUAACGGAGACCAGGUUGCUACGAGAUUGAAGGAGGGGAGGAAGAAAGUAGGGGGCGUGUCCUUAUAGUCGCUCCCAUGUUGCGCAGCGUGGAAAUGUGACGUGUGUGGAGCGCACACAUACAUUACACGAGAGUAGAGAGCGAAUGUGAGCGUAGUGUGUUUGUUGUGUGAGUGCGUGUGACAGACUUUCACAGCGGAAAAGUGCCUCUGGCGAAGCCCUCCCCGCCCCCGGCCGGCUGUGGCUCCCGGCUGACCCACGGACUUCAUUCUCGCUGCCAAUUUCGGACUCCUGGAACUUCAAAAGAAGAAGAAGAAAAAAGAAAAAAAAAUAGUACCGUCAUUUUUGGGUCGUAAGCGAUGCUCUGGCAGCAUGGCCAAGUGGUUCAAGGAGCACCUCGGAUUCAAAACUGCCAAAGCACCCCCUCCGGCGCCCCCGAAGCCGGACUACCGACACUGCCUCACCGGUGUGCCCGGCGCGCCUGGCUUCCAACCUGGGGCCACUUUCACGUUGAGCCCCGCUCAGCCGGACAUCCUCGCUGCAUACAAACUCCAAAAGGAGCUGGACUUCGAGGACCCGUACACUCCCGGUGGAAAUAUCUCGUUUGCCGUGGGCUCACCGGACAUCAAAUACGUGUCACCGAAGCACCGUCUCAUCAAGGUGGAGACGGUGGAGAAGCCCAACCCGGCGCCGGGUGCCGGUGUUGGUGGAGGAGGAGGCGGUACGAUGGUGGUCGCUCAAGCCGUCGCAGUGGGCAGUGUGAAAUCUCCUACGUCGCCCCCCACGGAGCAGGACAACAAGGAGAAGCUCAUUAUCCUGGAGGACUACGCCGACCCGUUUGACGCCGAGCAGGCCGGCGGCACGCAGGCCACCACGGAAAAAGUGACCACCGAGAAUGAUGGAUACAUGGAGCCGUACGAGGCUCAGAAGAUGAUGGCGGAAAUCCGAUCCAGUGGUCGUGGGUCAAAGGACGGCAGCACCAAGCAGCUUCCCCUGUAUGACACUCCGUACGAGCCCACGGAGAACGGUGGAGACUCUGACCCUGAACGCUCGCGCUGCCCUCGAGAGAGUCGACUGCCUCAGGACGACGAGCGGCCGCCCGAAGAGUACGACCAGCCCUGGGAGUGGAAGAAGGAGAGAAUUUCCAAAGCCUUUGCAGUAGAGAUUAAAGUGAUCAAGGACCUUCCGUGGCCCCCUCCGGUGGGGCAACUCAACAGCAGCCCUCCCCUGGUGGAGGAGCUGGAGUCGCCCUCGCAGACGGCUCAACAAUCUCCCGGACAAGCCGCCAGUGAGCAGCACCAACAGGUCCAGUUUGACGGCGUGGAAAAAUCUAGAACGUCGCCCACCAAGGAUGGGAAAACCCGUCCGCUGCAGCGGCACUCCAGCGGCUGCUUGGUAAACACCAAAAUGACGUCAGCAGAGCAGCUCGGCUCGUCCGUAGGGGAACGCAUCGAUCCCAGCAUGGCCUUGGAAAGCCAAUUCUGGUACCACGGCGCCAUCAGUCGGACGGACGCAGAAUGCCUGCUCCGACUGUGCAAGGAGGCGAGCUACCUGGUGCGGAACAGCGAAACCAGCAAGAAUGACUACUCCCUCUCACUUAAGAGCAGCCAGGGCUUCAUGCACAUGAAGCUGUCCAGGACCAAGGAGAACAAGUACGUCCUUGGCCAGAACAGCUGCCCCUUCGACAGCGUGCCCGACAUCAUCCACUUCUACUCCAGCCGCAAGCUGCCCAUCAAGGGGGCCGAGCAUAUGUCCCUGCUGUACCCCAUCGCCAUCAGGACACUAUAGUCCCCCACACAAACCAAUACCCCCAUUAUGGAAAGGGAAAUCUCAAAACUGCUGAUUCUGACUCACCUCACUUGUUGACCGAUUCCCAAGGAUCCGUCUUUUAUGCAGGAGUUUUAUUUGUUUAUUUAUGACCAACACACGCUUACUUCCCUUUUUUGGGGGGUUCCCACUGAGAGGCAACACUUUUAUUUGUUGCGGCUCUUCAUUUGGAAAACUUGGGUUUUCUGUGAGGCUAAUACAAAGGAUGGGCACCUGACUCAAUUGGGUUUCAGCAGAAUGAACGCUCGAUAAUGCUACCAAAAAGGUCGCCAUGGUUGAGGUCUGUGUGAUUUGUGACAGUUAAGAAACCAGACUGUGGUUUCUUUUUCAGGCUGUGAUCACGCACAUCUCAACUUGUCAUUGUCACACCCCCCGUAGGCGUUCGGGGACUUGUCACAUUGACCUUCUUUAGACAGCAAACCAACUGAGACUUAUUGAACAGUGCACUCCAUUUUCCUAAAUUGCAUUAGGAAUUAGCUUCUAAACUAACAAACAAACCUGUGACGUAGCCUGCUAACUAGACAAAAUGGAACCGGCAUCAGCGCAUUCCUGAAGUUCUGAACUUCCAUUUCAUUGCCAGUUAGACUACUGACCAAAAAGACACUUUCUGAAGAUGUCUAAAUGGUGGUCUGGGUGCAUGUGUGACAAAAAAAGAAACAAGACUAUAGAUUCCUGACUUGUGUGCAUCCCCUGCUCUCGUUUCUUUAUUGUCAUAACUCGUAUGUUUUAGCUGGCCUUCUAACUAACUGAAAAGCAAGCAAGCCAGGGAGUAAACGAGUCCCAGGAUUGGAUUAUCAAUCAAGUACUAGACUCCUGCUUCCAUGCUGAUGGGGUAUUGAGAGGGUUAAUGUUGCCAGGAAAUGCCACUAUUGUGAAGGUCUGCGAGGAUAGAUCACAAUAAGGAAAGGAGACUGCGGCUUUCAGAUACCAGCAUAGCGCUCUGCUGUCACGUGACAGUCUCAUUUUGUUAUAGUCACUCCUCAUAUGCCUUAGCUGACAUAUUGUGUUCGUCUUUUUCAAACAGCAGUGAAUCAACUACGUCAGGAAUUAGCAUGCUACCUAAGAAACAAAGCGAGUAGCCCGCAAACAGACAACCUCAAAUUCUGAACUCCAGUUUCCAGAAUGGGUGACAAAAGAAGAAACUAGACUAUGGCCCUGCUGAUGCGGCAGUCUCGUCUCUCUGACAUGUUGCCCUUUUUUUAAGACGUCAAACUCGCUGAUGCUGGUUCCAGCCGAGCGGUGCACUCUAUUUUGUCUCUGUUACAUCAGAAUACGUAAAGAUCCACGAAUUGUUAACAUGCCCAUCCCUAGUUGAUAGUCUAUGCACGUAGAUGUAUUGCAAAGGGGGAACAUGAAGAAGUCUGAGGGUGUCCGGCUUUUGCGUUGAUCUCUCUUUCAUGUCAUCAUCCAUACUCUCCGCCAUCCGUCAGCGAGGGGGAGGUGUGUUACACCAAUGGCAACCUAAGUGGCAAGACAUGCUGGGGAGAGAGCGUGAUGGACGGGUCAACCCAUCCAAAAAGCCCAAGUAGAGGAACUAACCCCCCCUUUUAACCCUGGAGCCGUCCCGCCUCCCCCCUUGCCACAACGCCUGCAUUGUCUACCUCAGAAAAUCAAUGCCAUUCAGCCGUCUGUCUGAAGAUCAAUAGGUACAGUGGGACGGCCCGCAUCGAUCCGCUCUCUGCUUCCUAAUUUCCUUAAAAUGGCAUCAUUCAUUUUGGAUUUAAAAGAAAAAAAAUGGGGGCGGGGGGAGGACAAUUCAAGCCCGGCUUUGGUGUGUUUUUGUCACUACUACAAUGCUGUGUGAUGUCAAACGUUUGGUUGAAGCCUUAUCAUGCAUGGAGAUCAGCUGACUGCUAUCCUGCUUUUGAACGAUUAUUCCCUGACUGUAAUUUAUUGGUGGGCUAAUUAGCGCCCCACUUUUUUUUGUCGUGAUCGUGUUCUCCGGGGUGACUCCUGUGGUGCUCUCGUUUUGCUCUUCUUGUGUGCUCGUCACGCCUCGGCCCAAUUCUUCCUGACCAAUCGCAGCGCAGUUUGAUGGAACCCCGAUGAACAUUUAAACUGCAACUAUACAUUUCACGUCUCCCAUUACAAAGACUCAAGAACACUGGCGGUCUUGCUUUGAACCACCUUAAGAAGGCCCAUCACUUCUUCCUGGAUUUUGCUCAACAAGCACACUUAAGAUUUUUUGCAAUGUAGAAUAAUUAAGGAAGAGAAUCGACUUGUACUCCAAUUCUUAAAUUAUGUCUGUAUUCUCCUUACAAAGCCUUUCGGCAAGUUUCUGUAAAUUGACGACCAACACCUUCAGGUUUGGCGGUUGAACUGUUGUGGAGUUUUCAGGUAACCUAAUUAGCAUUAGCAAUGCUAGUCCACAGACAAAUGUGGCGCAAUACCGUCAUAGACCCUAGUUGUUUGACAAUCAAUGGUCCGAUCCAUUGGUCCACUGUCUUAAGUUGUCAAAUCGUCCCGCUAAUAAUGAAAAAGGAGUUCAUGUUAGCGUUGCUGUUCCACAGAUGCGCAUCUCUGCCAUCGACCUUAUUUUCCUUCUCGAACUUUGCAGUCAUUUUUUGAGUUUUUCAACUGCUGACACCUUCAAGUUCCAAGUGUCCUUCUACUGUAGUAGAUAGUUUUCAUCUGCCCUGCUACUUUUUAACAUUCUGAUUUAACACCUUCAUGGACAACAGGAACAGAUUGACUGCCAUGGACAAUAUUGUGCCCUCUAAAAUUUCCAAAUUGUUCAUCUAAAAAAAACUUUUGAGUUCAAAGGCUCCACUGUUGAUGUUGUAUGCCCUGGCACCCUGAUAAUUUUGCAAAAUUGAGUUAGCGUAAACAUUGCUAGACAAAUGAACAACGAUGGCCCCAAAACACAAUUAGAGCUCUUCCAAUCAUUGGCUUUUAUUUAGUUAUCAGCGAAACACUUGCAUGCAUUUAAACGAGUUGCUUGCUGAGCAAAAACGCAAGAAAUGGUCAAGUUUAGGGGAAUUAACUGGCGAGUGUUCAUACUGUAGAGCUUUGGAGAGAUCACUGCUAAGUGUGUGCUAUGCAACUGGAAGACUCCUGAUUAGUGUUUCAAUGGUACCAACCGUCCCACGUGGUUGAUGGAAACGACUCCCCUGCCUAAAAAGUCGAACAGGGUGCGGUCGCGGUGACGACGUCUCUGCAGCUUUACUACGACUUUAAGUGGACCUAUGAGAGAAAAGAUUUUGAGAAGAUAAAUGAAUGUCGACGUCGGCUCUUAAUGACUGCUGCAAACGGGUGUUAUAGUACUAACAGGGAGGCCUUACUUAGCUUUGGAGGAAAUAGACUGCAAUCCACGGAGGACACUUCAUACAUCUCUAUGGAAAGCAUCUCUUCUGUCUGAAGUGUCUUAAAUUGUGCGUGUGAGUGUGUAUGUACAGCGUCCCCCUCAUGGCCAAAUGUAUAUACUGAAUGUAUCGUAAGCACGGGGGACGCAAAGGCAUCUCAGUAAAUAAAUAAAAGAAGAAAUAGGGUUUAUUAUGACUAAA
Messenger RNA from Hippocampus comes (tiger tail seahorse), 5960 nucleotides. It is a transcript of the gene shf, whose product is annotated as Src homology 2 domain containing F. The record is from RefSeq and is a predicted model, not a curated record. The transcript is spliced from 7 exons. Bases 1003 to 2418 code for a protein of 471 amino acids. Gene Ontology annotation, molecular function: phosphotyrosine residue binding. Lineage: Eukaryota; Metazoa; Chordata; Actinopteri; Syngnathiformes; Syngnathidae.